CCGACUUCAGUGGGCGUGACCGGAAUCGGCGACUGCCGGACAGAGGCGUACACGCGAAUUUUAGUUUUAGUCAGUUCUUUUGCGGGAAAUCUCAGACGGAAGACGGCAGCUCAGCAAUGGACGAGAAGCGGAAGCCAGUGAGAGUUUGGUGCGAUGGGUGCUACGACAUGGUGCACUUUGGACAUGCAAACUCGCUGCGGCAGGCGAAGGCGUUGGGCACCAAGUUGGUGGUUGGCGUGCACACCGACGAGGAGAUCACCAAGCACAAGGGGCCACCAGUGUACACCGAGCAGGAGCGCUACAAGAUGGUGCGCGCCAUCAAGUGGGUGGACGAGGUGGUCGAGGGCGCGCCCUACGUCACCACCCUCGACACCCUCGACAAGUACGACUGCGACUUCUGCGUUCACGGCGACGACAUCACCAUGACCGCUGACGGCGUCGACACCUACCACCUGGUCAAGGCUGCUGGAAGGUACAAGGAGGUUCGGCGGACGGCCGGUGUGUCGACCACUGACCUUGUUGGUCGGAUGCUGCUGCUGACACGGCAACACUUCUACCAGGGUCAGCGUGAGUAUGAAGUGGGCAAGGAGGGCUCCAGCACCAUGGGACUAGACCCAGCUGCACGAAGUCCUUGGACUGGCUGCUCGCAAUUCCUCCCCACUACCCAGAAAAUCAUCCAGUUCAGCGAGGGCACAGAGCCAAAGCCGGGAGAUCGGAUUGUGUACGUGGCCGGUGCCUUCGAUCUCUUCCACGUGGGCCAUUUGGACUUUCUGGAACAGGCCAGGGCGCAGGGUGAUUUCCUCAUCGUGGGGCUGCACACUGACCCUGUGGUCAACAGCUACAAGGGCAAAAACUACCCGAUUAUGAAUCUCCAUGAAAGAGUGCUCAGCGUACUUGCCUGCAAAUAUGUCUCGGAAGUGGUGAUAGGAGCACCAUACGUGGUGACAGCUGAUCUAAUGGACCAUUUUAAAGUUGAUAUUGUGUGCCACGGUCAGACUCCUAUUCAGCCAGAUAGCGUCACCAAUGAGGACGCCUAUGGCGAGCCAAAGAAACGCGGCUGCUUCAAGCUGCUGGAUUCAAACAACAAGAUGACAACGGAGAAGAUCGUCGAAAGAAUUAUCCAGCACAGGCUGGAGUUUGAGUCUCGCAACCAGAAGAAGGAGUUGAAGGAGAUUGCAGCGUAUGAGGCGCUUAAGAAGAGUCAGCUGCUGAACGGAGAGGCAUAGGGAGCGGAUCGAGAUUGUCAACAUCCACCAUGGACCUGAGCAACAACUGAUCUCCACACACUCCUGUUUUAGUUAUUUGUCUGCGUUCAAUCAAACCAAAAUGUGAUCAUCUAGUGCCAUAGCACUUGUUUCCAAGCUGUUUAUUAAUGAACUUGUUUUGCUCUUUUAUGUACAUUUGUGUGGUUUAAAAGCCUUUGAACUCUCAAAUUUGAGUUGGUACAAUGUAUUUCUCUGUAAGCUGGUCAAUAGAAAGCGCGUCAAAUGAUGGAUAUUGAUUGAAUUUUGAGCAUGUAAUGCCAAGUGUCCUUCCAAAAUGCCAACUUUGGCCAAUGUCUUGUCAGCACAAUUUAUAAAUGCACUUAACGUAGGCCAGCUAAUUGUCAAAUUUUUCUACCAAUCUCAAAUUUGCAGUUUGAGAGCCUUAAACAAGCCCCCAAGAUUGAUAUUAUUUGGAAAUGUAACCGUCGAUGUCAGUUUGGGCAAAUUUUAGUCAAUAUUAGCCCGUUUUAAUCCAAAAUUAAUGAGAUGUUUAAGUCUUUUUGUCAGACGUUUGGGGACCUUGUUGGCAAAAUAAAUCCAAACUCUAAAUCAAACAGUUUGUUUCUGA
This is a messenger RNA of Neocloeon triangulifer, 1833 nucleotides long. It is a transcript of the gene Pect, whose product is annotated as ethanolamine-phosphate cytidylyltransferase. Gene Ontology annotation, biological process: phosphatidylethanolamine biosynthetic process. Gene Ontology annotation, cellular component: cytoplasm. Lineage: Eukaryota; Metazoa; Arthropoda; Insecta; Ephemeroptera; Baetidae. The coding region runs from base 117 to 1226 and encodes 369 amino acids. The record is from RefSeq and is a predicted model, not a curated record. Gene Ontology annotation, molecular function: ethanolamine-phosphate cytidylyltransferase activity. The transcript has 6 exons.